Molecule: messenger RNA, 1026 nt
Organism: Setaria italica (foxtail millet)
Lineage: Eukaryota; Viridiplantae; Streptophyta; Magnoliopsida; Poales; Poaceae
Exons: 2
Coding region: 1-915 (304 amino acids)
Molecular function (GO): protein dimerization activity
Source: RefSeq, a predicted model, not a curated record
AUGGAGUCAUUUGAAUUUGUGUUCAUAUUACAUCUUAUGAUUAGAGUACUGGGGAUGACUCAAGACUUGUCACAAUGUUUGCAAAAGAAAAAUCAAAACAUUGUUCGUGCAAUAGGAUUAAUUGGCUCUGUGAUGAGAAAUAUGAAUGAAAUGAGGGAAAAUGGUUGGGAUGCUCUUUUUGAAGAAGUAAAGGAGUUUUGCCUCCUCAACAACAUAGAAAUUCCUAAUAUGGAAGAUAUGAUACCAGUUAGAGGUCGUUCGAGAUGUCGUGGUGCUAAACUAGUGAGUUACUACCAUCAUUUUCAUCAUGGAAUUUUCAAUGUUGUGAUUGAUCAAGUUUAUUGUGAGUUAAACAAUCGAUUUCCAGAAAGAUCAACUCAACUCUUGAGAUGCGUUGCUUGUCUUGAUCCGAGGGAUUCUUUUGCCAACUUUGAAGUACAGAAGUUAGUUGAGCUUGCUAAGAUUUAUAAAGAUGACUUCUGUGAUUAUGACUGCAUAAAGCUUGCGGGUGACCUUCCUAUAUUCAUUGAUGAAGUUAGAAAUGAUGAUAAUUUUGACACUUGUAUUGAUCUUGGUAACCUUGCUGAGAAGAUGGUUCAGACUGGAAGAGAUACAGUUUUUCCUUUGGUGUAUCGUCUCAUUGAACUUGCAUUGAUUUUGCCGGUGGCAACAGCAACAGUUGAAAGAGCCUUCUCUGCUAUGAAUAUUAUCAAGACUGAACGAAGAAAUAAAAUGAAUGAUGAUUGGUUGAAUAAUAACAUGAUGUGCUAUAUUGAGCGAGAUUUGUUUGCGUCGAUUGAAGAUGAAAAAAUUCUAAAGCGCUUUCAAGGCUUAAGAAACCGUAAGAUGAAUUUGCCAAACGAGGGCUCAAGAAUUGAGGACGUCGGAACAAGUGGAAGUGGUGUUAAUUCAUGAAGACAUGUAUGGUUCUUUUUUAUCAUGGAAGACUCUUAAUUUGGUACUUUUCUACCUUCAAUAUUCUAUGUAUUGUUUGAGUCUAUUGGUUGAAUUGUGCUCUUUGAAAAA